This is a messenger RNA of Cordyceps fumosorosea ARSEF 2679, 876 nucleotides long. Its product is annotated as metalloprotease 1. NCBI's taxonomy places the organism in Eukaryota, Fungi, Ascomycota, Sordariomycetes, Hypocreales, Cordycipitaceae. The record is from RefSeq and is a predicted model, not a curated record. Bases 1 to 876 code for a protein of 291 amino acids. Gene Ontology annotation, molecular function: metallopeptidase activity. The transcript has 3 exons.
AUGCAGCUCAAGAGCAUCCUCCUCUCGCUCGCGGCCGCUGCCACAUGCCAGGCGGCCGCGGUUGUCAACCACGAGAUCUGCGGCACCCCGCCUCCGAGUGAAGCCUAUCUCCAGGCCAUUCGAGAAUCCGCCGCCGAAGAGGCUGCGGCCGUGGCCAAUGCCAACGUGAAGAGAGACGUCCGGUACAUCAAGACCUACGUCCACAUCAUAGCCUCGGACAGUUCGCGCUCUGGCGGCAACAUUAACGACGACACCGUCGCCUCGCAGAUCAAGGUCCUGAACAGCGACUUCCAAUACUCCGGCUACCAGUUCACCCUGCAGAACAUCUCGCGCACCAUCGACAGCUCCUGGUCCGACAUCUGGUCCAACGCGGACCUACGCAGCCUGAAGCGCUCCCUCCGCAACGGCGACUACGCCGACCUCAACAUCUACUACUUCCGCCGCAUCACCGCGCCCAACCGCAACCACCUGACCGGGUUCUGCACGUACCCCGGCGUCAUCAGCACCUGGGACGACUUCUACAACGACGGCUGCUGCCUCGACGUCGAGACCACCCCCGGCGGCUCCUUCAAGCCCUACAACCUCGGCAAGAUCACCUCCCACGAGGUCGGCCACUGGUUCGGCCUCAUCCAUCCCUGGGGCAACAACAACACGGGCGGCUGCACCAACGGCAACGACUUGGUCGAUGACACGGCCCCUCAGGACUACGCCGUCUACGGCUGCAACGAGCAGUCGCAUACCUGCUCGUCGUCGCCGUACUACGACCCCGUCCACAACAUCAUGGGCUACAGCGACAACUCCUGCGUCAAUCAGUUCACCCAAGGCCAGUACGCCCGCAUGUACAGCCAGUUUGACAAGUACCGCACCGUCCACUGA